AUGGAGGACGACGUUGAAGAGUUCGUUUUUAUCCCACCUCCAGAGGCCCCAGUCUUUGAACCUACUGAAGAGGAAUUCCAGGACCCUCUGGCAUAUAUUGCAAAGAUAAGGCCUUAUGCCGAGAAAACUGGCAUUUGCAAGAUUCGACCUCCCCCGGUUAGAAAUCUUUUUUUUUUCGCGUAGAAAAGUCUUUAUUUUCUGGUAUGAUGGCAUCCAUUCAGCUAUCAAAGGGGUACUAACUCUUACGUAUAAUCCUAGGAUUGGCAGCCCCCGUUUUCAGUAGAUGUGGAAAGUUUUAGAUUCACACCAAGGAUACAGCGUCUGAAUGAGCUAGAGGUAAUAUAAAAUUGUUCGUCUUUUUUCAAGAAAUCCGUUGAGUAUCACAUGUAAUAACAAACUGAAAUUUGCUCCGAAGAGCACAAAAAGUGGCUCGCAUAGAUCUCUGAUUCAUACUCUUACGUCUAAAAAAGUUAAACGCUGUUUUAUUUGUCAAGAAAGUUCUAAGUUUUGCCUGUAAACUAUGUAUAGUGAUUGUAGCCAACAUGUGUCCCUCCCAUUAAAAUUCUCUUUUUGCUUCAACUGCUCCUCAUUAACAGCUCUUCCUUUUUUAUCCAGGCAAGAACGAGGGUGAAACUAAACUUUUUAGACAGCCUUGCCAAAUUCUGGGAACUUCAGGUAAAUAUUGUUUGUCUAAACGUCUUCCCAGUUGGGUAGAUGUUCACUAUGUUGAAACCUUAACUCGAUGGCAGCCAUAUUGGUUUCGUCAUGUUUACUUCGCAUUUGUUAUUCCGAAAAAAAAUUCUUCUCUUUCUAACUGGUUUUGUCGUUGGAUGGCUCAUUUUUCAGGGAACAUCCUUUAAGAUUCCAACAGUUGAAAGAAAAUCAUUGGACUUAUUUCGUCUUUAUAAGGUAAGAGAAACCAGGGACAUUUCUUCAUGAAAAUUGAAAAGUCUCUGUUACUGAAUGCAACGUGGACUUUCAAUUACGUCCGUACAUUUGUUAAGCACCACUCCCUUCGUUCCAGGAAGGAGUUACCUUCCAUUACCAGGCAAAUGACUGGAUAAAGAACUCUUAUUGCUAGUAUCCAUUUUGGUGUGUAUCUUUCACAGCGAAAUAUUCCUCUUUAACAGUAUUCAUGGCAACAUUUCUUUGUUUCCUUCGGAAGAAUGAAGCUUUGUGCUUACCCUUGUUUUAUAGAGGGUGUGUUUUGAGAAUAGAAAGUGAUCUUCUAGUAUUUCUUAUGUAAAAUGUUACCUAAAAUGGCGUUUUUCCAGUGCCCUUUCGCUUCAAGACAAACAGCUGUUUGAAUUCAGGAGCAAAAUAGGAAAUGCAAGCAGGCAGUUGUGAUCUUUAAAUAGUUCCUUGUACAAGGUGUAAACAGAAUCAUAUUAAACCUUUAGUUAAUUCUUGUAUGCCAUCUACAUCUUAGGGUGUGCUGAUGGGCCAAAUGUGGGUGUGUGAAUACUUGAAAUAUUCUCUAGAAAUAGCUUGUUCAUGCACAGAUCUCUAUCCCUGGUUAAAAUACAACAUUUAGAUUGUUGUGUGUGGCCCACAAGCCUUAUAGUCCUUGUGGAAACGUCUUUUCUGUGUAUUCUUAUUCUCAAGUACAACCAACAAAUGUAGCCAUGAAGGUGUAAGAACCUUGUAUAUAUUUCUGCUGGAUCUAAAAGAUUUGUAGACCACUUGCUUAGACAUAUUUAUCUAAAGUCUACGAUUGAAAACUGAAGAGUUAUAUUAUUUUAUUAUGGAUAAAGUAGGGUUGAAACAUGCUUUUGCAACAUAUUUUUAGUACUGCGUAUUUGUUGCUGCAAGCUAUUAAAAGAAUUAUGUUUUUGUUGCAAAUGACAAUCUCUGUGGUUGUCCCCUGCAAAUGUGGGCUGCCACUUGCCUUUUGUCUUGAAGUGGCAGCUUUUAUUUGCCUGUUGUAACCACAAUACUAGUAAUAUUUUUAUUUGUCUCCUUCACUUAACACUAUGUUACAGUCUUGUUACCACUUAAGCCACAAAUUCAUUUUAUUGAAAGGAUGCAAAACUUUUUCCCUUGGAUCUGUUUUCAACUGUUUUUUUCUGCAGACAUCUGUAAACUAUCAUCGUUGAAUUAGUACCUACAAAUAGACAUUGCUGAAGGCAAAGUCCAUUUGGAGGAGUAAAAUAUACAUAGCCUGUAUGUGACAGGAACUAUUACAGAGUGCGAAUUGUUUUCUGUUCUAAAAUCUAGGAUACUUAGCAGUACAUUGGAUUUCACACUAGCGCAAAAAGUUCUCUUGUCUAAUACACAGUAAGGGUACUGGUCUAACUUACUAUACCAAAUCUUCUCUAUUGAUUAAUUUUUGGCCAUUUUUUGUCAGACUGUGAAUCAGGAAGGAGGUUUUGAAUAUAUAACAAGGAAGAAGAAAUGGUCCAUUGUUGCUCGGAAGGUAUAUUUACCAUUGUGUCUUCUAUCUUUUGGGCCUAUGCAAGCUGUGUCAUAACACACAUAAAGAAGAGAGUUGUCUCAUAUUAUUCUGUUCUGCCAUGGUCUAUGCUGGCAAUGUUAAAAUAAGUAGCAACAGCCUUGUAAGUUGGGAAUGCAAAACAAGACUUAGUGUACUAAAUAACAGUAGCUUCUUGGUUAUAAACUGAAAGCAACUACAGCUGUAUAGCAUUUUUGGAUAAAUAGUCAACAGUCCUUAAAGUUGAGGUUAUCUUCCUGAAAAAAAUGCCCAACUUGACAAGCCACUUUAAAGGUUCUCCUAAUGUUAAAACCAUGAAGCAAAUUGUCAACCAUUUAAUAAGCUCCUCCUUUCUGAAAUUGUCAAAAGGCAUGUUAUCUAGCCUGUUGCACAAUGAGUCCAUGACGUCCUUAUUUUUUGAUAUUGUAAUUUGCUGCUUAUAAUGUUAAUUAGUUAUGUCUCAAAAGUGAAGUUGAAGCUCAGAUCUCUAGUUUUUAGUCCCAAAGGAAAUAUGUAUCUUGUCAUCAACAUUGAACAACAAGGUGAGGCCAGGUUUGGGUACCUAAAGAAAGCCUGAUGUUUCUAGGUGGGAAUCAAAUUCUCUGAACCUCUGUAUUUCUAAUAGAGUUCUUCAGUUUUAGUCAGUAUUUAGUUAAGCCGGUAUUUAUCUUAGUUUAGUUCAGAUUUUCUUUUGUUUCCUGGCCAUAAUUUUUCAAAGGAGACAAGGAAAAUACUGGUUUAACCUAAGAAUGGAAUCUACAUACAGCAUAGCAUAUCCAAUCCUCUUAACAUGCUUUUUUUUUCUAAUUUCCUUUACAGAUGGGUUAUCAAGUUGGCAAAUCUGCUCCAUCUUUAUUACGGAUGAACUAUGAGAAGUAUCUGUACCCUUAUGACAUCUUCCAAGCAGGAGCCUUCACUGGUGAUCCCCAGCCAGGGGUUAGUAAACAACAUUAAAUCAGAGAAAUUAGAAAUUUUGUCUAAUUUCUCAGAUUAUUUACAACUUAUUCUCCGUAUUGUUCUUUCAAGUCUGAUGACGAGAAUUGUAUCAUUCCAGAAAAUGUCUAUACUCCUGCCCACGGAUGGUUUUUCAGAUUAGACCCCACCCCCCAUCUCCUUGCAAUUUCCAUCCAAGAAGGGUCUUAUAUAACCCCCCACCCCCCUGGAAUUUCCUAUUUUUUUUUAGUGGCCUAAAUUCAUAGUAUUUAUAAUAAUUUUUGACUGUUAAAUGCUUUAAAAUCACUCUUCACAUCUUUACACACACCUUUUUUUUAUUAUCCCCGAUACAUUUUCUUUGUUUUUUAAGACAAUAUUUCUAAAAUACAUUUUGCACUCUCGAUUAAUGUCAUUUCAGCAAAAAUGUAUUCAACAACUUGCAAACCAACAGUUGUUUCGGUAACACCAAGAAACACCCUCAACUUUGCAUAAGACUACAUGUACAUACUGGUAUAUGAAUAAAAAAUGUAACUACUUUUGUGCGUAAAUAAAACUUAAAUUACAGACACAGUUUAUAAGGAAAUCUUUGGCCUUCAAUGUGGUAUCAAAGUAAAUUUUUUUAAUUAACAACGUGUCUAAGAUAUAACAAACAUUUUAAUAUGAUUAGAAUGAAAAGUUGUUUGGAACUGUAAGGACUCGCGUGUCAGCCUUUCUGUGACAAUGUGCAAUGCAUACAUCAUUUAUAAUGGUAUGAAGUGACCCCUUGUUUUUAAAAUGACUCCAUCAUCUGUGGUGGAAAAGGCACAAGAAAUUUGUAAUCCCUCCAAGAAGUUGGUGCAUUUGAAGUUCUCAGUAAUUUAAUGUUUGAUUGAAAUGGUGAGAAUUAUUGCAGAAGUACAAGUCCAAGUACGGCUUGAGGGAUUAUUUUUUGGUUAUGGAAAUGCUUAUCAUAGAAAAUGUGUCUCAUUGUCAUUGAAUUAUACAUGUAGCGACAAGUAGCUUUUAUUUUUGGAGGGAAAAGGAGAAGUGUUGAGAAUUUGAUGAAGAUGCAGUCAGUAGCCAUAAAGGAAAUGAUUUAUUAAAUUCAGUUUUCCUUAUAAAUUCAUGAAGGUCUAAAAACGUAGUAGUCUUCUCUGCAUCCUGCUCUGUUGUUUCAGAAUCUAAACCCAGUCAGAGGUUAAUAUUUUAUAUUGUCUUAUCAGAAUGAAGAUACAAAGAAAGAGGAAAAAGAUAGGGACUUCAUUUCAAAUGCACCAAACACCAAUUAUCAGAUGUCACGGAGGUCAAAAAAAGCUACUGCUGAGGAGGUAAAACGGCUUCUUUUUUAAAAAAUACACCACAAAUACUUUUUGUAAAAUACACCACAAAAUGAUAUUGGAUGUUCCACCUUCAUGUGAUUUUCCUUAUGUUAAGCCUCUAAGUGAAAAUCAAGCAAUGCCUAUUAAGCUUGCUAGUGAGAAGUAAAGCUUUAAGUCCUGCAAGUUCUAUAUGGAUUGAGUGAGAGCCAGGAUGGUGCACUGGUGGAAUCACUUCCCUUCCACCAGUGUGUCUUUAGGGUUUCGUCCCAGCGCCGACACCAUAUCGGGGUUGAGUUCAUUGUAGGCUCUUUUUCUGCUCCAAGAGGUUUUCUCCAGGUACUUUGGUUUUCCCCUUUCAUCAAAAGCCAACAUUUCCAAAUUUCAAUUUGGUCUGGACAAAGUCUUAUUAAUUCCUGUGUGUUUCUUCAGCUUAAUUCAAUAGACUUUGAAAACAACCCAGAACUGAGGAAGUUACAGUUCCUUGCUCCUGGUCCUAAAAUGGCUGGGUUGGCUAAGGGCACUUUGCAACCUAAAAAGGAAUUUAACAUAAAGCACGGUAAGAUAUGAAAAUAGUCACUUACUACCAGCAUCAGCAGUGUUAUUAUUAUGAAAGUGUUUUGUAAGGUCCUUGUUUUUUGGUCAGACAUUCUCAGUCACCAAACAUGAAUAGUCCAGACGGGGGAAGUUUGACCACCAGUUUGAGUUUGGCUAUUGUUGAAUUUUGUUGAAGUUUCCUCAUUGGUUCACAGUGCACUAAGCAAUCAGGAACAAGGAAAUCACGAUAGAUAAGCACUUAUAUUGGCUAUAAAAUGUGUAAGCAAAAGGGAGCAAGAUUGUCCAGAUUAAUCAAUUUUUACCAUCGGAGCAUUCUUGUGAUCAACUCAAGGAUGAAGUUACAAAAUAGAAGCCAAGGUCUUUUUGUGAGAUUUCUUAGUAGUUAUAUAAUGCUUGAGAACUGAGGUAAUUGUGCAAAAUCACACCAUUGCAGUAUUAUCAGAAACCCUGCAGCUGUUUUCACUUAAUAAGUAUGCUUUAGGAUCCUGGUGAAAAACAUUUACCGUCUUUAUUUAUUUGCAGUAUUUGUUUGUUCACUUACUCUUUCAGUAUGCAUUGCACUACGUUUAAUUUACUACACAAUUAUUAUUUACCAGCAGAACUUGAAGAUAGCCCAGUCAAAAUGGAAUUCAGUGAUGAUGUCAAACCAAAAGCUAAGACACCAGACAAGUCUUCACCUUCUCCCUCUAAACAAAAAAGACUUAAGCAAGCUCUCAAGCUUAAACUUGAAAGUGUACUACAGAAGGAACAGUGCGAGUUGAGUAGAAGAAGACCAGUGAGAAUGGCCAGCAGAAAGAAUUAUUACCCAAAAAUUGUCCUGGUAAAUGUGAAUGUCAUUAUUCCUACAAAGGGUAGCCAUACAAAAUCUGUUCAUCCAAAAAAACCACCCAUGCCUCUCUCAUCAUUCUUUUCUUAUUUUAAAAGUCACUGGUGGUUCAGACUUGGAGGGCUGCUUAUAGUCAGUGGACCACUCUUUGCCCUUUAAACCCUAAGAGUGACUGACAUUCAAUAAUUGUUUUGGUUUCAAAGUAUUUACACUACUCAAUCUAACAUAGAGCUCUUGAGAAAAAAAGGAUGUGAUCCUCACAUAAAAAGUUCUUGAUCAGUCAACAAAUUCUCCUCAUCAGCAUCUAAAGAAAUGCAUUGAGAAUAUGUGAGCUAAUAUUAUGUUUAAAAGUGUUAACCUUGAUGGUUAACAUUACUUUGGGACUCAUUCCCCCUUGUGAUUAUUGUUUAUUUUUGGUUGGGUAAAAGUUGGUUGUUUUAUUGCAUUUACUUUUGUCAUGAUUUCAAAGUCAAGAAAUGCAAACUCUUUGAUCUAUUUCUGUCAAUAAGUUGCAAGAAAAAAAUUGGAAAAUUACCCUCACAGUACCCUGUCCAGGAUAGAGCAGAAAUCUUGUCCUCAUACAGUGUGUCUCAAACUUUGUAUCUCUGCUUUAAUAUCUUGUUCAUUUUACCCAAUAGGAUGAAUAUUUAUGUCAAGUAUGCAGCAAAGGUGAUUCUGAGGAAAGCAUGUUACUUUGUGAUGGCUGUGAUGACAGCUAUCAUACUUACUGUUUGAUUCCGCCAUUAGCUUCUGUCCCUCGGGGGGACUGGAGGUGUCCAAGAUGUGUUGCUGAGGUUAGCAAUAAGCUUAUUAGUAUUAAAUUUAUUUGAACAUUAGUUUCUUACCACUGCCUAAUUCUUGCGUUUUCUUAAGUUCACUUGCAUGCACUUGCAUAAAUUUUAUCUUUGUCAAAUUUUGUUUUACUCUGCAUGUAUUUGCAUUAAGGCACUUUGAAGUUGAGUGGUGGUUUUAUUUUUGAACAAUUUUGUAGAGGCCGUUCAUACUAAUAAAAACUCCCAGCAUAUUUACGCUACUUUGGAACUCAAGAAAGAAGUAGUCAACAUUUGACUGUCCCUCUGAAGAAAUUUUAUAUAUUGAUCCAAGAGUUAAAACCUUCAAGUCUGUGUCCUUAAAUCUUGAGUUGAUAGAUUAGAACUAGCAGUAGCCGUUGGCUGUGAAGUGCGGGCGAAACCGCUUUCAUGUGAAUGGGAAUGCUCUUUUAUAAUAGUUAUAGUGUUAACAAAAGAAAUCACUGUGGAUCAUGAAAACCGGAUUAAACAACACAGUAAACAAGACUCAUAUUUAAUUCAAUGAUUUUAUUUGCAUUUGCUUAGAUAGAGAUGUUUGCAUUUGCUGGCAAAGAUACAUUGAAAGAGUAAUGCGUGACACAAGUAAUGCGUGUAUGCAGUCAUGCAUGAAGUCUCCCAUUUAGUACAGUACUUUUUAACCUGAAUUGCGUCUGCUAGUGAGUCAGUUGUAAUAAUGAUUGUUGCAUCACUUGCAUGUGCAUUGACGUGAUUACUGUGACAUCAGACAUUGCAUCAGAUGGACCUUAAACUCAACACCAAGACCUUCGCGGCAACAUACCAUGCAUAUUAGUUGGUAUAACACCGGAAUUCCAAGAAUGUGAACAGAUUCGGGGAAAUCUCGCUAGACAGUUAAAAGUGUGCCACUGACCAACUAAAAGGUGGCGGGCUUCUUCGUCACCUGCAAUAAAUCUUUUAUUCAACUUUCCUUGAAUUGUGUGAAGUUAGUUGUAAAGUUAUUAUUACAAUAGUGCAUGUUUUAAUGAAAGUAAUUUUUUGUCUGUCUGAAGGAGUGUAAUAAACCUGUAGAAGCCUUUGGAUUUGAACAAGCUAAGAGAGAAUACACACUUCAGUCAUUUGGAGAAAUGGCUGAUAACUUCAAAAGAGAAUACUUUAAACUGCCACCAGAACAGGUGCCCACUGAUGUUGUAGAGAAAGAGUUCUGGAGACUUGUUUCAUCAACAGAUGAAGAUGUGACUGUGGAGUAUGGUGCUGAUCUGCACACCUCUGUUCAUGGAAGUGGAUUUCCAUGCAAAUAUAGUAAUGCUGUAACCAGUGAAGAGGAGGUGAGUUAUGAAGCUUCAGUGAUUCUUAAUGGCAGAUUUUCAUUGGGCAGUCAAGUUCUGUCAGUUUUAUAUUCUUCUUUUCUGGAUUAAAUUUCAGUUUGUUAAUGGAGGAGGCUGGUGUUGAUGUUAAAACAUGUUAUUGUUUUAAUUCAGGGAGUUAUGUCUAAAAAUACACACUAACGAUAUUCAAUUUAAUCCUCUUAAUGAUAAACAUCACAAAGUGCCCGUUAUUUAGCUCCAAUUGCCCAACAUGAACUCCAAUGGAAAUUACACACAAUUUUGUGUAAUGGCUGAAGAAGUAGCCAAGGUCCAAGUUAUUUUCAUUUCUAGAGAUAAGCCUGUUUUUUUAUUUAUUUAUUUGUGUUUUAUCUUUCCUUGUAGUAUUAUGCCAAGUCAGGUUGGAAUCUCAAUAAUCUUGCAAAUCUGGAAAGAUCAGUCUUGUCACACAUCAGUGCUGAUAUAUCAGGAAUGAAGGUUUGUUGUUAUAAUUAGCUCUGAGCCUCUGUUUCUGUGUUCAUUUCAUGUCCUUGGGUAGUUAAAGGAAAAAUAAACUAUACUUCCCUUUCCCUCGCCCCAACAACAGUCAUUGGGGUAGCUUUUUAAUGUUAACUUUGAUUUUCUUUUGCAGGUUCCUUGGAUAUAUGUGGGAAUGUGUUUCAGCAGUUUUUGUUGGCACAAUGAAGAUCACUGGAGCUAUUCAAUUAACUACAUGCAUUGGUUAGCAAAAUUUUUUUUAUUUCUACCCCAAAACCCAGGGCACAAAGCAAACUAGAUACCAUAAUAAUAUGCACAACCAGUUCAUGCCCCCAGAGAACUUAAAAUUCAUUGUAUUGCACUGCGCUUUUUGCAAAUUUUGAAGGGAUUUUGGGUUUUUCUCUUUAGUCAAUCGUUUGAGUGGGGGUGGGGUUAAUGCAAAUCACGAUGCAAGACACUCGCCUAGCUUGGCACACAAAAACAAAACUGAGGAUGAUUCUUGACUUCUAAAGAAUAGCAAAAGAAAUCACAAUGAAGAGUGUAAUUCUUGUGGAGGGAAGGAGGCAGACAUUGCUUUACUAUUGCAAGUGACAAGAAUAAGAAAGAUCAGAAAGAUCUUCGAAGCAAACUAGUCAAUUAUUGCCCGAAACAAGACGAUCCUUGGCAACAAACCUUGAAACACAGAAACAACCAAAACAGAUGGAACUCUACCAACCACAAAUCAGAAUCCAUGACCUUUUGAUCUUGUUCAAGUAAACAUGUGUUUCUUAGGAGGUCCGCUAAGAUGAUUGAAGAAGCUGAAAUUCCUUUGAAGUUUGCAAAACACACAUAAUGAUACAAUGAAUUUGGCAGUAAAACUAGAAGUUAUGUCACAUGUAAGUGCUGUGUUUUGCAGGGGUGAACCGAAGACAUGGUAUGGUGUGCCAGGAGACUGUGCUGAGGAUUUUGAGCAUUCUAUGAAAGAAUCUGCCCCAGAGUUGUUUGAAGCACAGCCUGAUCUUCUUCAUCAACUUGUCACUAUUAUUAAUCCUAACGCACUCACAGCCAAAGGAGUUCCUGUGGUCAGAACUAAUCAGUAUGCGGGCGAGUUUAUUGUUACAUUUCCUCGAGCAUAUCAUGCUGGAUUUAAUCAGGGUCUGAAUUUAGCUGAAGCUGUCAAUUUUGCCACUGCUGAUUGGGUAUGUUGUCUUAUUCUUGAUAUUUUAUUACUUGCAUGCACUGUAAAGAUAUGUUAAGGUGAUGUCUACUGGUAACUUUGAUAAAACAAUUCUCAGACUACAUAUACCAGGGGCUUCAAUAAAAUGGCAGUUAACAGCUGCCUUUUGGAUCUCUUUCUUUGAUCUAUUAAGAUUUUAUUGGUAGGUUUGUAAAAAAAGUUGUUCUUUGGUUAGUAAAAAUUACCAUAUUUAAACAGUUAGUUCUGAGCUUCUAGUUUUCACUUUUUUCCAGGGGAGCACCCCCAUACUUCCAAGAGGAAAAGGACCUUGCAACACCUUUCUUGGUCACAGCCACCUAUUCCACCAUCGGUCAGCAAUCACUUAUGGAAAAGUAAUUGAAACCCUGGGACUACCUGCCUCUCCCCUUCUUCUUCCCCAUCCCCCCCCACACACACACACACACACUGGCAAAGAAAGAGGAAAUUGCUUUAACAAAUCUCUUGCAUAUGGCCAAUUCACUUUAUCCUACUUAUACAAAGCAACAACAGUUUCCUUUACUUCUUGCUUUGCUCCCCUGUCACAAAAAAAAAAGAAUUGCUCUGUUGAAUUCUAUCACUGAGGCCAAUAAUGAAGUGGUUUGUGCAAUGAGGACUUUAGUUGUGAUGUGGAAGGUCAUAAUGUCACAUUUGUUCCUUUACGGAGAAGCUAGCUUUUUGCUGAUAAUAUUGUUUUAUUUUCCAGGCACCAAUUCAUUUAUCAACUCAGUUUUGUCUCAUUCCCUUACAAACACAGCACCAAAAUUAUUAUUUAUCCACUUACAUUUGCUCCUUGCCAAUUUAAAAACUUAUUACAGCUGCUUUUUUUUAUUUACAUGUAAUAUUAAAAAUUCAUUUGAAUGUUUUUUUAGCUGCCUAUGGGUCGUCACUGUAUUCAACACUACCGAGAGAUGGCUAGAAACCCAGUGUUCUCCCAUGAGGAGUUGGUUUGUAAGAUGGCUGCAGAUCCAGAUGGUUUAGAUCUGGACCUUGCCAAAGCAGUCUAUGAUGAAAUGCUUGCAAUUGUGGAAAAGGAAGCUAAUAGAAGGCAUCGCUUGGCAAAAAUGGUAAGCUGUGAAUGCUAACUGGUUUAUUAGAGGAUUUUUUUUUAUCAUCUUGCAAAUGGAUUAGCAACAAAACAAAAGUAGAGAGCGUGGUGAAUUAAGGACUGUUUGUGUGUCAAUAGUUUCUAUAAAUGGACAUGUUAAUUGACCCAACCCUGCAAUUAUACAUUUAUGCAUUGUACUUUCUUUGAGAAAUUUGAACACAGAUCUAAAGAACUGAAAACUUCAGUGAUAUUGGGCAAAUUUUAUCAGCAUUGCCACUGGUUACAUUGAGUUAUCAUUUUAGCUUAGUGUAAAAUGUGGUGCAGGUUAGGUUUUCUCACUGACUAGGUAGUGAUUGCUAAUACUAGCCAACCUUCCGUAGCUAGUUUAAUAGCUGGUUUCAUCUUGGACAGGGUAUUCCAGAGUUUGAACGAGGUGAAGCGUUUGAGCUGCUACCCGAUGAUGAGCGACAGUGCCGUGUAUGCAAAACCACAUGCUUUUUGUCUGCUAUCCAGUGUUCAUGCAGCCCAGGUAAGAUGUUGUUUAACACCACCUCACAUGAUCACCUACGCGUUAAUUUUCCACUUCCUUAUCUAGUUUUUGUGAUAUAUUUAACACAUUUGAAUCUAUUUUUGUGUCCAGGUAAACUGAUAUGCAUGGACUGUGUCCCUGAACUGUGCUCUUGUGAACCCAAUGAGAAAAGUUUGAGGUAAACAAAGUAGUUGGUAGGUUGAACAUACCUCAAAAUGUUACAUACGUUGUGAAGAGGAAAAAUUGCAAACAACUGUGAACAUUCUUAUCAAUGUAUUAUUUUUAUUUCAUUUUAGAUAUAGGUACACUCUUCAAGAGUUACCUUCUAUGUUGCUACGUCUCAAGAGAAGAGCUGAUUCUUUUGACAACUGGGCCACUGAAGUCAAGAGAUCCUUAGAUCCUUCAGAUCCUAAAGUUGGUGAGUUAUUGAAGUUUUUUUUUUCAUUAAUGCUUACAGCCUAUAGUGAAAAGAAAACUUUUGACAGUUUGAUUAAUAACCUUGCAUCUUGAGACCAACUUUACAGGAAUGGGCCAUUUCCAAGUUUCAAAAACCCUUGUUGUCAGGUUGCAGCCAAGUGUAAAGCUAUUAUUUUGAAAACAGUGUUUUCCUUUUAUUUGUAUGAGAAUAAAAGUCUAUUUUCAGAUCAAAGGCUUUGCAACUAUCCUCAAAUCAAACAGAGGCUUGGGACAACUUGAAAACGCUCUUUAUAUCUUACUGACAUAUUAGUUGUUGUUUUUGAAUGACAGAUGUCUCAGAGCUGAAGGAUCUAGUGAACACUGCAGAGCAGAGCCAAUUCCCUGACUGUGAUUUGUUCCAGCAGCUCAAAGCUGCAGUAGCAGAAGCUGAACGUUGUGCUAGUGUUGCUCUUCAGCUCGUCAGCAGGAAGCACAGAACCAGGUACAAUGAUAUUGAAUUUUGCAACUCGUUGAAAUCCAGAUGCAAUGAAAAUUUUAAACAAGGAAGCUAUUGGAGAAUUGUUUCAAAUUCUAGGAGCUAUGAUCUCUCAAUGUAGUUAUGAACUGCAGGAACUAAGGAAUAACCCACUGUUAGCUUUCAGCAAUGAGGAAUUUGGUGUGAUCUAUGUCAUGUCUAUCACAGCCAUAAUUAAUAGGAUCAUAACACACCCUCCUCUCUUCUCUCCUCCAAGAGGACAGUGUCUGUUGAGGUUGGGUGCCUGGAGUAUCCAGGGGCUUCCACAAUUGGCAGCCAGCCCCUAGAUUGAAAUAAUGCCCCCAUGACUGGCACAACAGUGCAACCCAGCCAUGAGCCCCCACACGAAAGGAAAGGAACAGGCACCCGUCGCACUGAAAACAUCAGUGGAGAAAAAAAACAACAGAGCCUAGGAGGAGGAGGGGGGAAGAAAAUGGCUGCAAGAACCCAGCACAAAGGAAAGCUGAACGUGCCAAUGCAUCACACGAUCAAUGUAGCCAGCUACUGGGCAUGAGCAUGCCAAAGGCUGCUGACCUCAGGCACUUAAGGCACUCUUAGUUGUUAACUUCUUUAAAUUGCAUUUAAAUGCAUCUAACUUAUCAUUAUAUGUUUGUUGUGUUUGUUUUAGGCCUCAUGGUGGUUCAGAUACUGUUCCAACCACUCGUCUGAGUCUUGAUGAGCUGCAGGGAUUUAUGCAGCAAUUGCAGAACUUACCUUGUGUUGUUAGAGAAGCUGAAUUAGUGCAAGUAAGUGACUAGUUAUUUGGUAAGAAAGAACAUUCGGUAAAAGCUGCUGGAAACAAACUAGAGAAUUUUUUCAGAAUGUUUUGGUUUUCUAAUAAGGGGUUCAUACAUGACAGAUGCCCCCAUCGCUGAUCCUUAUUUCACAGCCUUACUUUGAGUUCUGUUAAAAGUAAGUUGCAAGUUAUCUUCCUUUCUGUGAGGGUUUUUUUUUUCUCGGGUAAUUCCAGUUUGCUAGUUUACACUCCUGUCAAAAGCCACCUCUUCCAAAUUGCAAUGUGUUCUGCAAUGCACAAACUCUCGUGCUGAUUGUUUCUGAAUUGUUCCUGCAGGAGUUGAUGACACAUGUGGAGAGUUUUCAGUGUGAAGCUCAGAAGGUGAUACAGAGUGGUACAACCGACGUGACCAGACUACAGCAGCUGCUGGACAAUGGCCACACUUUGGAUGUUGAUUUGCCUGAAAUACCCAAACUCAAACAGGUAAGGACAAGUAUUUCCGUGAAAGCCCAAAUGUCUUUUAUCACAGCAGGAUUAGCUCAGUCAGUAGAGCACUUGACUUAGGAGUGCGAGGUUCUACAACUGGACCAUUACUCGGGGUUUUAAAAUAACUGAGAAGUAAAGGUACUGCCAUUGCCUUGCAAACAGCACACCUCCGCGUGGCUCAGAUAACCACGUAAAAUGAUACAAUUACACUCAAAUAAUGUGCAUUUUUUUACUAGUGUACUUAAUGUUAUUUUAUUGUCUGUGUUAUAGGAACUACGCUUGGCUAAUUGGUUAGAACAGGUAGAUGUCACUCUUGCCAACACUGAAGAAGUCUCGUUUGAUACCCUACAAGAACUGCUCGAAACUGGAAACUCGCUUCCUCAGAAAACAGGUAUUCGAGUUUGUCUACAGCCUCUGAAAUUAUUAUAGCAACCUUACAUUUCACGCCAUUGUGGAGUUCAAAGUCAGAAUCUUAGUUUCGUGUUUUGCCCAAUCAUCUCUUUUUCCACAGCAAUUGAGAAAGCAGUCAGUGAGCUCCGUGGCCUUGUGGCUCUGGGUGAACGGUGGGAAGAAAAGGCAAAACUGUGCCUUCAAGCACGGUAAGAAACAUACAUGUGACUUAUACCCUGCAUCUCUAAAACGAAAGAAAAGGUCGUUUGGAAUCUAACGAAAAAACAGCAGACCUAUAAACAUUUAUAAACUAGGUGACAAAAACAUUGAAGAGAUUUUUGGAGGGGGGAAAGAGGAAGAGGAAGAGGAAGACUUGGAAUAAGAAAUAUAGCUGUGUUUUAGUCUUUUUUAUAAGCUUUAGAGUGGUGUAGGAGCUGCUCGUAAGGUCUCUCCUGAUUGGUCGUAGGAAACAAUGACAUGUCAUUCUUUCUAUUGUUUUAGUAUUGUUUGGGGUCAGGGGAACGUAGAAUUGGUGACUUCUCUUCCGAGCAGCUGCUACAUAAACCCCAGUUGUUCCAAAAGUGUGAAAAAAUGCUAUCUGCAGAGUGAAUGACUCUUCCUGGACAAAAGUAAACAUCAUCAGCUCACAUUUUCUGAAGCCUUCCACACGGGAUGGCACAGCCACAUGUACAUGGUGAUUACCAUGGACAAUAAUAUACUCAUUGUAAACUACCGUAUUGUUUCAUAACAGGCCGCGUCACGUGAUGGCUACAGUAGAGGCAAUCAUACAAGAGGCAUCUCGUGUGCCUUUGUACCUACCCAAUGUAAGCGCCCUCAAAGAAGCUCUGCGUAAGGCUCGUGAGUGGUCUGACAAGGUCGAUCAGGUUCAGGUAAGAUAGGCUUGUCCACUCCUGAGUAGCCUGCAGUGCAGGCGUAUUUUGGGCGGGCGAAACCUUGUUCGUGUUCGUAAUAUUGUUAUGGCCGCCAUCUUUGAUUUUAUGACAGUGGAAGAUUGGGGAGAGUAGAAAUAGUAACCCUUGCGGUAGGUGCGAGGGAAGUUUCAACAUGGCGCUUUCGCGAGCAAAUUGCGCGCUCAAAGAAAACGCCUGCACUGCAGGCUAACUCCUGAGAUUCAUUCCACGUUAGAAAAUAUCUCAACAGAAAACACAGCGUUUUGUUCUUUAGUUUUUGACACAACUGUAAAGUCAAGUAGUUUAAAAACCUCUUAGAACGCCUCUCUUCGUGGAAGCUUUUUGGAGAGAAUUUGGAGAUUUCAAGUUUUUAAUUCAUUCACAAGAAAUACAAGAAGUACUCGAAAGUUAACGUGCUGUGUUCGUUCUUAACCAAGUUGUAGUCAUAGUAACCUGCUUUAUGGUGUACUUCUAGAAUGAUAAUUACUAUCCUUACCUUGACGUGCUGGAGUCGUUAGUGAUGCGAGGGAGGCCCAUUCCUGUACGUUUGGAACAGCUCCCACAGAUGGAGUCCCAAGUGGCGGCUGCGCGCGCCUGGAGGGACCGCGCGGCAAGGACAUUUCUCAAAAAGAACUCGACAGCUACACUGCUGGAGGCAAGUCAUACUCUAACUCAUCUUUUGAUAACCUUUAGGAAAAACAUAUUUGUUGAAGGAUAGUCGGCGAGAAAAUUCAUUCUUUUUUUUGUUUCUUUUACAGAUCUUGUCACCUCGCACAGACGUGGGUUUAUACAAGGCGUGCCCAAAACCACGCAAGAAGCGCGAGAAGGACAAAGAAAAGGAGAAAGAGAAGGAAAAAGAGGUGAUAAUCGAUCUUGUUGCGUUAGACGAGUACAUCGGCAGAGAUCCUGCCUUGCAAAUCGCUGAGUUUAGAGAGACUGAGAGGAAAGAAAUGGAAACAAUGGGACACUUGCGUGAAGCUAAUAUACAGCGACAAAAGGAAGAGGACAAUAAACGCAAACUGGGAGAAAGCCUGGACGGCCAGUACUGUAUAUGUCGGCGGGGACCGGACGGAUUUAUGCUGCAGUGUGAGCUGUGUAAAGAGUGGUAUCAUGGCUCCUGUGUGCCGCUACCACGAACCCAGGGUGGGAAAUCUAUGGGCAAAGGCUCAGCGGCGUUGGAAGCAGCAAAAGAGCUAAAGUAUCUCUGCCCGCUUUGCUUAAGAUCCAGAAGACCGCGUCUGGAGACUAUCCUGUCUCUGUUGGUGUCGUUACAAAAACUGCCCGUGCGUCUCCCCGAAGGGGAAGCACUGCAGUUUCUCACUGAAAGAGCAAUGAACUGGCAGGAUCGCGCGCGGCAGUUUCUUGCUGACGAGGAUGUUGUGUCUCUGCUGACUUAUCUUAGUAGAACUUCCACCAGCUGGCCUCAAGGAGUUAGUGCCGAAAACUUGUCUGCGUCAGCUGCGCUACUGCGGCUCGCUCAAGGAGGCCUUCAGAAUGACGACUCGGAGAAGGCCGCCGCAUCAAGUGAUGUCUCUGUCACUGACGAAGGGAGUACAAAUGCAGCCGAAGCUAGACCGGCUUUUUCGGAGGAGAAGCGAGCACGAGCCGAAACACUGAUGAUGGAGGGUGAUUUACUGGAGGUGACACUUGACGAAACUGAACAACUGUGGAAAGUGUUACUAAGUCAGAAGACCCGUGAAGAACAAGAAACACAGGUACAAAAAUAACACAGUUGCCUUUUUAUUUCUUUAGAAUGUGAACUCCUAAGCGGAAGUAACAGCACAUUAUCGCACCCGCUAAAGAAGUGUGAGUUUGUGCGUUCUGCGGCCAGUUUAAUCGCGCCCUCGAAACUCAAGAGGCUCAUUACUUGGUUUAAUGAAAACAAAACACCAAAACAGUCGGUAGAGGGUCAUCUACAAGUUAUUGGUGUAGUCCGCAGCCUUUGCUUUUUCAUCCCAGUCGCUUUCAUGAAUAAUCCUAUUUUUCGAGCAGUGUUGUGGUAAGGAACGCUUUGUAAAAAAAAUUAUUGCAUGUAUGUGACGGAUGACACUCAAGACUAUGUUUUUCCUCGAAUGUCGGUGCUGAAAAACAACAACACACUAACCAAUCACUAUACGAGCGGCUAAUCAAAGAAAACCUAAUUGGUUGAUAAAAAUUUGCCAGAUUAUUUAGUCAAGCACAGCGCUUCGUUCGUAUUAAAUAUUUGCUUCGAUACUUAAUUGAAAACCCUUCAAUGAUAUUUUCAAAUUUUUGCAGCUUUUUGAGGCGAAAUCCGACAAAGAAAAGGUGAAGAGAAAGCGCAAGAAGAAAGACGACGACGAAAAGGACAAAGACAAGACAACAAAAAAACUGUCAAGUAACAGUUCUGCUUCCAACACGACAAGUGAAACGGAGAUAACAAAGAAACGACGGCGAAAGGAUAAAGAAAAAGGAAAGGAAAAAGCGGCCAAGGUGAAACAGGAAGAAAUAGUUGAUGUUGAAGAGGAUGAUGACGAUGAUGAUGACGACGAGCUCUGCGCGGCCGGCAAAUGUACAAGACCCCAAGGAGACGAAGUUGGUUGGGUGCAGUGCGAUGUCUGUGAAAAAUGGUACCAUUUAGCAUGUGUGGGACUAAGCCCAGAGAAAGCCGAGGCUAUGGACUCUUAUAACUGUCAACAAUGUUUGAUUGGGGCGUCGUCAUCUACUAACGUGGCCGCCGGAGGGACACCCACUGCUGCCUCACCCGAGUCGGAAAAUAUUGAUGUUGAUGGGACCACACCCUCUGCCACUACCCCUACCUCCCCAAGCCCUCCUGUCUGCAUAGAUGAGGUUCAAGGCUCGGAGGCCGUGCAAUCGGAUAAAAACGUGGAGUCGACUGCGACAAAGGCAGUGCGUCCGGUAACCAUGAUCGAUUUGUGCUCAGAUACAGAAGAUAUGGACGCCGAGUAGGCGUUGUUUAGUGAGAACACGCGGAGACGAACACCAUGGAUAAAAAUGACGGGUCGUGACCUGUUAGAACAGUUCAACUGAUUUCACUUUGUACUCUUUGUACUAUAGCCUCUUAACAAUGGAUACAAGAAUAUUUUUCGAGGAAUACAUUUCAUGACGCCCAGCUCACAUGCAGUUGUGCGUCUAUAUGCGAACAACAUUUUUUUAGAAAUGUUUAUUAUUGCUAUGGGAGACGAGUUAUUCACUAGUUUUGGAUUGAGUGCGGUCGAAGAGCUAUCGUCCAAUUUGCUAGAAAUCCGCGUCUUUAAGACAAAAUGAUUCUAGUAGCGUGCGUGAGUAACUAUCCUGGAAUUUGGUUGCUUCCUUGUGGAGUUAGAGUAAUAUCUUUCUUUGCAAAUUCUUCUUAGCAGCUUGUAUGGAAGGAUUUCGGGUCGGGAAAAAGCCUGUGUUAAGGAAAUAUGCCAUUACCCUCUUCGUUCUAUCGACAACCAUGCGGCCUCGUAGUAAGCCUCGAUCGAAAAGAUUCCGAGGCCGUUUAACCAAUUCAGGCUUUGAACGUGUACAAGCCAGCAUAUGAAUGAUAGUUCAGAGUUUCGGAACAACUCGGAUGCUAUUUUGACUGUCGCUCGGAAAAUGAAAAAUAUCUCAGAUGAUUCACGAAUUUUGCAAGACCGCGUUUCUAUGAAAUCUUGAUCAUUUUCUCCUCCUCUUUGAUCAAACCGUUUAACUUUACUCCAGAUUUCAUAAAAUUGCUCCCAAGAUCAAAGUUGCAGUGUACUAUUGCUCUCUUCCAACCUACUAGUGGAGUGACUAGUAGCCCGUGAAUCAUAAAAUCAGAAUAUAAUUUUUUCAUGCUUUAAGGGUUUAGACAGUUUUUUUUUCUUUUCUCAUGAUUUACCUUUGUGAAAAACGAGAUACUUUUUGGUUUCUAGCACGCUUCGAGGUGGAAAGUUACUGUGAAC
Messenger RNA from Porites lobata, 18722 nucleotides. The record is from the annotation of a GenBank genome assembly. Lineage: Eukaryota; Metazoa; Cnidaria; Anthozoa; Scleractinia; Poritidae.